Messenger RNA from Bursaphelenchus xylophilus (pine wood nematode), 2776 nucleotides. The record is from the annotation of a GenBank genome assembly. NCBI's taxonomy places the organism in Eukaryota, Metazoa, Nematoda, Chromadorea, Rhabditida, Aphelenchoididae.
AUGGUGGAAGUCUCCCAGAGAUCGGAGAGUCGGACUUCCAGAGUCAGCGCUCCCGGGGAACGUAAGUGGAGGCAAUUUAAAAGUCAUAAAGUAAUCAAGGAUACUGUUUUGAGUGCCGGAAAUUGAUAAAUAAUUAAUAAUUUCCCGGAAUCUGCAUACGUUAUUCACUCUGCUUCCUUUUCUCCGACAAUUUCUUUCAAUAUUACAUUCGAGCCAUUUUUAUAUGCCUUACGAGGGAAUGGUCUGAACUUCCCCCAGCGUUUGGGAAAACGACUAGUACAGGUGGAUAGAGCAUGUCAACUUUGGUAAAAAGAGCCAUUUUCCAGCUGCGGAAUAAGCCCGGCCGACGAGAAAAAUCGACCGAAAGUUCCACAAAAAUUUCCUCUUUCUCUUCCCUCGGAAAAGAAGAGCGGUGUCCAGUGGUUCGGUUAGCCGAGUGGGUAAAGCAUCCGCUCGGUAUUCUUUUGGGGUUGGUUCGAUUCCGGGGUCUCGCGAAGGACCAUGAUAAGGCUUUGAUGAGCAAGAUCAAACUCUAACAACCCAAAAAAAUAUUUUGCCAUUUUUAUACGUUUUAUAGGGGAAUUAUACCAAACAUAUAAUCGUCAAAAAAUGAAUUUUUUGGGUGCUUCCGAACCUUCAAAGCGAUGGAAUGUCGAAGUUAUACUUGUUUGGUGAUAGACUUGACUUUGAAAAAGGCAAAAUAAUUUUUUCUGGGUUGCUAGAGUUUGAUCUUACUCAUCAAAGCCUUAUCACGGUCCUUCGCGAGACCCCGGAAUCGAACCAACCCCCAAAAGAAUAUCGAGCGGACGCUUUAUCCACUCGGCUAACCGAACCACUGGACACCGCUCUUCUUUUCCGAGGGAAGAGAAAGAGAAAUUUUUGUGGAACUUUCGGUCGAUUUUUCUCGUCGGCCGGGCUUAUUCCGCAGCUGGAAAAUGGCUCUUUUUACCAAAGUUGACAUGCUCUAUCCACCUGUACUAGUCGUUUUCCCAAACGCUGGGGGAAGUUCAGACCAUUCCCUCGUUAGGCAAUAUUUUUAACCCGGUUUAUAACGAACAAACAGCCGCCCAUUUUGCAUUUUCGCUUUUCGGCCGCUCUUCAAAACAUUGUACGAAUGUUUUUUUAUUCCGCAGUAGAAAGGGAAAGGAAAGAAACAAAACAUAAAACAACAUCAAUCAGAGAGAAGACAUCUACAUAAAAGGGUCCCUUUUCAGAUGCCGAUGUUGUUCAUAACACCCUGAGUGCAUUGGAAACUGAUAUUAAGAAGACCACCGAAAUAAUCAGAAGGAAACAUGAAGAACAGGUAAUUUAAUUUAGACAUUGGGUUAAAACUAAAAUUAGUACGUUAGAAUGAGCGAUAAUUAAUAGGGUUGGAGCUUCGCCGGAUAGGAGGAUAUUUUACUGAUCCAGUUUUGGUAGCGUAAAAGCAUCAAAAUCACAAAUAAAAUACAAUGCAAAACUAAUGGCACUUAUUUAUUUGCCACUGGAAGUACUUGUUCUCCAACAAAGAUCUUUUUUUCUGAAAGUUUUCACCAAAGUGCCUUGUUUGUUGCCCUGAAACGCUAAAAUUUUUUUUGAAACAAAUUUUAAUACCAAUUCCUGUCAUCUAACAUGCACAUACAUAUGUAUGUAUUUGGAAGGUCCAAACUUUCAUGAUUUUUGCAUUCUAAUCUGCAUAAUCCGUCAUUUCAUAGCUGGAAAAUAUCUUUAAAAUCCGUCAUAAUUACGGAAAUUUGGGGGAUGAUCGAAUAUUCAGAUCAAUACCAUAGUAAAAUCUGCAUAACUCAAUAGUACGUACUAUAGAAUUACGCAGAUUUUUCUCGGGAAACCCGCGAAAGUUAAAAUUCAAAAGUGAUUCAAGUUUAGACUUUUAAACAGUUGACUUAUAUUGUAGUUGAUGGAGAAAAAGACCUUCCAAAGCGAGAUGGAAGUGAAUGGGAGGAUUUCCGUGGACCCAAAUGACGACUGGCUCAAGCUGAGAUUAAAAUCUGUGAGUACGGAUGAUCUGAAGAACGAAUUGGGAAGGGUGAAGACCGAUCAAAGUGCGUUAUUAAAGUUACUUCUUUUUAGUUUACACUCAUCCAUCAUGUUAAAUUAAUUUCCAGGACAGAACGCAGUUGUGGACACAUUGGCCGCUCUUGUUUAUGAUGUAAAUGCGACCGCAGAAGUGCUUCGAAGAGGGUCCCAGAAGCCCAAAAAAGGAAAACUGACCGAGGAAAUCGAAUACAAACUCAGACUGACACCAGCACCGGAUGACGACACUCUCUACCAUCACGAAGAUCUUCCUCCAGACGACGAACCAGAAGAUGAUUACAUCUUGGAACAUAGGAAGAAAGAUUAUGGAGUUGAGGGAACUGAAUCCUUGACGUAAGUUAUAUCAUAUUUGAUUAAAGAAACGAAUUUAGAAGCAGCAUGAAGCGCAGAGCCAGAUCGACAACCCCUCGGAAGAUCAUAAAUGUGGAUGUGAGUCUAAUCCCGUCACAUUUCAAUAUUAUUUCAGGGCUUCACUCCCGUCGGACCUGCUCCCAUCUGUGCCUAUUGUAGUGAAGAGAUCGAAGGAGCCAUCUUGACGGCUCUGGCUCCGAAUGCCACUCAAGCCCAGAAGUUCCACCCCUUCCAUUUUAUGUGUUGUUACUGCCAGAAGGCAUUAAACCUCAGAGGAACAUUCCGAGAACACGAGAAACGUCCCUAUUGCCACGAAUGUUUCUACAAACUCUACAAUGGUCUGCUGUACGAACCGGAUGUGAAUCAAGCCAAAAUCGAAAAAUUGAUUUAA